This is a messenger RNA of Glarea lozoyensis ATCC 20868, 1503 nucleotides long. RefSeq lists its product as uncharacterized. Gene Ontology annotation, molecular function: acyltransferase activity, transferring groups other than amino-acyl groups. The record is from RefSeq and is a predicted model, not a curated record. The transcript has a single exon. Gene Ontology annotation, cellular component: membrane. Gene Ontology annotation, biological process: polysaccharide biosynthetic process. Lineage: Eukaryota; Fungi; Ascomycota; Leotiomycetes; Helotiales; Helotiaceae. The coding region runs from base 1 to 1503 and encodes 500 amino acids.
AUGAUACACGAGGGCAAAAAGGCGGAUGACUUCGAUCCUGCCACCAACGGCAAUAUGGUAGACGAACCGGAGUGGGCGACGGAGAAGUAUGCGGAGCCAAAACGCUCACGUACGGGGGGGUUCUUGCGGUGGAUGUUCGAAAUAAUGCGGCCAGCAAUCUUUACCAAGUCGCCCGCGCGCAAGCAGCAGCUUCGACGGACGGCAUAUCUCGAUGGGCUGAGAGGAUUUGCGGCAUUCAUCGUGUACUGGCAUCACCAUCAGAUGUGGCCUCGAGAAUCGAUAGGCGCGGAUAUCAUCUUCGAAAAUGCGUACGGUUUCAAGGACAAAUACUUCAUGGCUACAUUACCAUUCAUACGGACAUUCUUCAGUGGUGGACACUUUGCGGUGUCUAUCUUCUUUGUUAUUUCUGGAUACGUUUUGUCUACCAAACCGCUGGCUUUGAUAUAUGCCAGUGAUUUCGAGAAGCUGGGAGAUAACCUCAGCUCGGCACUGUUCAGACGUUGGAUCAGACUUCAUGUCCCUGUUAUGUUUACCACAUUCUUCUAUAUGCUUUCCUGGCAUCUAUUUGGCAUCUGGACUGCCUCCCCCGACCACCAGGACACGUUCCGUCAUGAGUUAUGGAAUUGGUACGCGGAAUUCAAAAACUUCAGUUUCGUCUUCAGAACCGGUGGUGUGGAUUGGUUUACAUACAGUUUCCAUACCUGGUCUAUUCCAGUCGAAUUCAGAGGAUCCCUCAUCAUAUACACAUCUCUCCUUGCGUUUUCAAGGUGCACGAGAAACGCGCGACUCCUGUGUCAACUUGGACUUGUAAUCUACUUUUUAUACAUCGCAGAUGGCUGGUUCGGCGCCUUAUUCGUCUCCGGCAUGCUCCUCUGCGACCUCGAAAUGCUCGCUCGCAACAACGACCUCCCACAAUUCUUCACCCUCUUCGAGCGCUCCAAAAAACUCCUCUGGCCCGCCAUGUUCCUCGUCGGAAUCUUCCUCGGCGGCGUCCCCUCCAACAGCAAAGACAUGGACAUCCUCCGCAACUCGCAAGGCUGGUACCUCCUCUCCUUCCUCAAACCGCAAGCCGUCUUCGACCCCAAAUGGUUCUACCUCUUCUACGCGGGCCUCUUCAUCGUGGCCUCAACGCCCCAUCUCGGCCCCAUCAAACGCUUCUUCGAGCUCCGCUUCAACCAAUACCUCGGCCGCAUCUCCUUCUCCCUCUACCUCAUCCACGGCCCCGUCCUCUGGAUCCUCGGCGACAGACUCUACACGGCCGUCGGCUUCCAUCGCGAGGCCCAUCUCAUCCACACCCCUGAGUGGGUCGACAUCUUCCCGCUCUCCCACCGCGGGCCGCUGGGCCUCGAAUUCGCGUUCCUCGCGCCUCACAUCAUUAUCCUGCCCUUUACGCUGUGGCUGGCCGAGGUGGUGACGAAAUUGGCGGAUGAACCGGCGGUCAAAUUCUCGAAUUGGUUGCAUAAGAGGGCGUUGGGUGCGCCGCCUAGUGUUUUGAGUUCGUGA